Molecule: messenger RNA, 3744 nt
Organism: Serinus canaria (Common canary)
Lineage: Eukaryota; Metazoa; Chordata; Aves; Passeriformes; Fringillidae
Gene: ATP9B
Product: ATPase phospholipid transporting 9B (putative)
Exons: 30
Coding region: 31-3450 (1139 amino acids)
Biological process (GO): retrograde vesicle-mediated transport, Golgi to endoplasmic reticulum; phospholipid translocation; endocytosis
Cellular component (GO): endosome; plasma membrane; trans-Golgi network
Molecular function (GO): ATP hydrolysis activity; ATPase-coupled intramembrane lipid carrier activity; ATP binding
Source: RefSeq, a predicted model, not a curated record
CCGGCUGGGCGGCGGGGGGGCGCCCCCAAGAUGGCGGACCAGAUCCCGCUGCGCCCGGUGCCGCGCAGCGCCCAGCGCAGGGCGGCCUAUUACAGCAGCGCCGCCGCGGCGCAGCGGCACAGCAGGUACCAAGCAGAAGAUGAGUCCUCUCAUUUGGAUGAAAUGCCACUAAUGAUGUCAGAAGAAGGCUUUGAAAAUGAUGAGAGUGAUUAUCAUACUUUACCAAGAGCCAGAAUUUCUCAGAGAAGAAGAGGCUUAGAAUGGUUUAUCUGUGGCGGCUGGAAGUUCCUUUGCACUAGUUGUUCUGAUUGGCUCAUAAACAUUUGUCGAAGAAAGAAAGACCUGAAGGCUCGCACAGUGUGGCUUGGGUGUCCUGAGAAGUGUGAAGAAAAAUACCCCAAAAAUGCCAUAAAAAAUCAAAAGUACAACAUCUUUACCUUUAUACCUGGGGUUUUAUAUGAACAGUUCAAGUUUUUCUUGAAUCUCUAUUUUCUCAUCGUGUCCUGCUCACAGUUUGUACCAGCACUGAAAAUAGGCUACCUGUACACGUACUGGGCUCCUCUGGGAUUUGUUUUGACGGUCACAGUGGUACGGGAAGCUGUUGAUGAAUUUCGACGUUACAAGAGAGACAAAGAAAUGAACUCACAGUUGUAUAGCAAGCUGACAGUACGAGGUAAAGUGCAAGUUAAGAGUUCAGACAUACAAGUUGGAGACCUCAUCAUAGUGGAAAAGAAUCAACGAAUCCCAUCUGACAUGGUGUUUCUGAGAACAUCGGAAAAAACGGGUUCAUGUUUCAUUCGAACUGACCAGCUGGAUGGGGAAACAGACUGGAAACUGAAGGUUGCUGUCAGUUGCACACAAAGAUUGCCAGCUUUGGGGGAUCUGUUUUCAAUCAAUGCUUAUGUUUAUGCUCAGAAGCCACAGCUGGAUAUCCACAGUUUUGAGGGUACUUUCACACGGGAAGACAGUGAUCCUGCAGUUCAUGAAAGCCUAAGCAUAGAAAAUACAUUAUGGGCAAGCACUGUUGUUGCUUCGGGAACUGUAAUUGGUGUUGUUAUUUACACAGGCAAGGAAACACGAAGCGUAAUGAACACAUCCAAUCCAAAAAAUAAGGUUGGCUUGCUAGACCUGGAGCUGAAUCAACUGACCAAAGCGCUGUUUUUGGCUUUAGUUGCACUAUCAGUGGUUAUGGUCACUUUGCAAGGAUUUGUAGGCCCGUGGUAUCGCAACCUUUUCCGGUUCCUCCUCCUGUUUUCCUAUAUCAUCCCAAUCAGUUUACGUGUCAACUUGGACAUGGGUAAGGCAGCCUAUGGGUGGAUGAUUAUGAAAGAUGACAAUAUUCCUGGAACAGUUGUUCGAACUAGCACCAUACCUGAAGAGUUGGGACGAUUAGUUUAUUUACUAACGGAUAAAACAGGAACACUUACUCAGAAUGAGAUGAUAUUUAAGCGUCUCCACCUAGGUACUGUUUCCUAUGGAACAGACACAAUGGAUGAAAUACAGAGUCAUAUUAUAAACUCUUAUUCACAGGUGCACUCUCAGAACAGCGGGAACAGUACAAGCUCAACACCAUCCAGGAAAGCUCAAUCGUCGGCGCCCAAAGUGCGCAAGAGCGUCAGCAGUCGGAUCCACGAAGCGGUGAAGGCCAUCGCGCUCUGCCACAACGUCACCCCCGUCUAUGAAUCCCGGGCUGGGGUGUCUGCAGAAACAGAGUAUGCAGAAGUGGAUCAGGACUUCAGCGAUGAAAAUCGAACCUACCAGGCUUCCAGCCCUGAUGAGGUAGCUCUGGUGCAGUGGACAGAGAGUGUGGGUCUCACUCUGGUUAACAGGGAUCUGACAUCAAUGCAGCUGAAGACCCCUGGUGGGCACAUCCUGACAUAUUACAUCCUGCAGAUCUUCCCCUUCACUUCUGAGAGCAAGCGAAUGGGCAUCAUAGUUAGGGAUGAAUCUUCAGGAGAAAUUACAUUUUACAUGAAGGGUGCAGAUGUUGCCAUGUCCACUAUUGUACAGUACAAUGAUUGGUUAGAAGAAGAGUGUGGUAAUAUGGCCCGAGAAGGACUGCGCACACUAGUGGUUGCCAAAAAAUCCCUUACUGAAGAACAGUACCAAGAUUUUGAGAGUCGAUAUAACCAAGCAAAGCUAAGCAUACAUGAUAGAAACCUGAAGGUUGCUGCUGUUGUAGAGAGUUUGGAGCGAGAAAUGGAAUUACUGUGUCUCACUGGAGUAGAAGAUCAGCUGCAAGCAGAUGUUAGACCAACUCUAGAGAUGCUAAGGAAUGCUGGAAUAAAGAUAUGGAUGUUAACAGGAGAUAAACUGGAGACAGCAACUUGCAUUGCAAAAAGUUCUCACUUAGUGUCUAGAAAUCAAGAUAUUCAUAUUUUCAGACCUGUUGUCACUCGAGGAGAGGCUCACUUAGAACUAAAUGCUUUUAGGAGGAAGCAUGACUGUGCCUUGGUGAUAUCUGGGGACUCACUUGAGGUUUGUCUGAAGUAUUAUGAGCAUGAAUUUGUAGAGCUGGCUUGUCAGUGUCCUGCUGUGGUGUGCUGCCGAUGCUCUCCCACCCAGAAAGCCCACAUUGUGAAACUGUUACAGCACCACACCGGGAAACGCACGUGUGCAAUAGGUGAUGGAGGAAAUGAUGUCAGCAUGAUCCAAGCAGCAGACUGCGGAAUUGGAAUUGAAGGCAAGGAGGGAAAACAAGCUUCUCUAGCAGCUGACUUUUCUAUCACACAGUUUAAACACAUAGGUAGGCUGCUGAUGGUACAUGGUCGAAACAGUUACAAAAGAUCAGCAGCACUUGGUCAAUUUGUCAUGCACCGAGGCCUUAUUAUUUCAACUAUGCAGGCUGUAUUUUCAUCAGUCUUCUACUUUGCAUCUGUUCCCUUGUACCAAGGAUUCCUAAUGGUAGGGUAUGCAACCAUAUAUACUAUGUUUCCAGUCUUCUCUCUAGUAUUGGAUCAAGAUGUGAAGCCAGAAAUGGCAUUGCUAUAUCCAGAACUUUAUAAGGAUCUCACAAAGGGAAGAUCUUUGUCAUUUAAGACCUUCCUCAUCUGGGUUUUAAUCAGUAUUUACCAAGGUGGUAUUCUGAUGUAUGGAGCCCUGCUGCUUUUUGAAUCCGAGUUUGUUCACGUCGUUGCCAUUUCCUUCACUGCCCUGAUCUUGACUGAGCUCUUGAUGGUUGCACUGACCAUACGAACGUGGCACUGGUUAAUGGUGGUGGCUGAAUUCCUCAGUCUUGGCUGCUAUGUGGCCUCUCUUGCAUUUCUAAAUGAAUACUUUGGUAUAGGCAGAGUGUCUUUUGGAGCUUUCUUAGAUGUUGCCUUUAUCACAACUGUGACCUUCCUGUGGAAAGUGUCAGCAAUCACUGUUGUCAGCUGUCUUCCACUUUACAUUCUCAAGUACUUGAAGCGCAAGUUCUCUCCUCCAAGUUACUCCAAGCUUACCUCGUAAAAGUGAUUAUAUUCCUCUGGUUUCUCACUCACUCCAGUCUGCAGAUUGCAUAUUCACUGUGCUUUAGUGUCUAUGGAUUCACAUUGGACUAAAGAAACUUUAAAAAAAAAAUCAAAACUCAAAAGGGAUAAUGUGAAUAGAGCACAAAAAGAGGAGGAAACAUCUGAGAGAUACAAUAACACAGAAGUUCACUAACAACUAUCAGAGAUAAACUAAAUUUUCUUUGCGUUGAUUUUCUUUUUUUCUUUCAGUUGUUAUGAUUAUAAAAUAAAACCAAAUUACCUUUGAUUUGAC